CCAGCCUUCGGUUGGUGUAGUUACCUAUAAAAAGCAGCUGCGUUUGAAUGUCCUGCCACUUGAAGACAUUGUAGAUCCGCAGCAAUGCUACGCAAGGGUAUUACAGAGAGCUUCGGAGCUGCUAUCCAUGCCCUCAACAGCAGCCAGCUGACAGAUGGUGUGAUUAACAGGAGCAAGAGGAUGAUGCUGGACACUCUGGGCGUUGGACUGUUAGGAACCAGGACAUCUGUCUUCAACAAGGCUCUCACGUACAGCCAGUUGUUCAUGUCUGACGAGAGGAGCAGUGUUUGGGGUAAAUCAGAGAUAACGCUUCCUCCUCAUUACGCUGCUUUUGUCAAUGGCAUUGCGGUUCACUCCAUGGACUUCGACGACACUUGGCACCCCGCGACUCAUCCCUCAGGAGCUGUGCUGCCGGCCCUGCUGGCGCUGGCAGAGACGCUGCCCAGCCAGCCGUCUGGGCUCGACCUGCUGCUGGCCUUUAACGUUGGUAUCGAGGUGCAGGGCAGACUCUUGAGGUUCUCCAAAGAGGCCUACAACAUCCCUGAGAGAUUUCACCCUCCUAGUGUUGUCGGGGUGAUGGGCAGCGCUGCAGCCUCAGCUAAGCUCUUGGGUCUGUCCCCUGCACAGUGCAGUCACGCUCUGGCCGUCGCAGCCUCUUCAGCUGGGGCUCCCUUAGCGAACGCUGCCACACAAACCAAACCUCUCCAUAUCGGAAACGCUGCUCGAAGAGGCCUGGAGGCUGCUCAGCUGGCUCAGAUGGGUCUGGAGGGGAAUCCGGCCAUCCUGGAUAUGAACUGUGGGUUCGGGGUUUACUACAAGGACUACAGUCCUUCACAAAUGUCAGUUUCCUCUUCUGGAGACUUUAAAUGGAUUUUGGAAGAUCAGGACGUGGCCUUCAAGCGCAUCCCUGCUCACCUAGGGAUGCACUGGGUUGUGGAUGCGGCGCUGGCAGCCCGAGCAAAGCUUGAAAACACACUCGGGAACUUUGACCUCGGCCAGAUCAGGCGUGUCAAACUACGAGUGCCUCCAUCCAAGUACGUCAACUGCCCCUUACCUGCUACAGAGCACCAAGCGAGGCACUCAUUCCAGUUCAACGCCUGCUCCGCGCUGCUGGAUAACAAAGUGGCAGUUUCUUCCUUCAGUGACGCUCAGAUUAAUCGGCCCGCUCUGAAAAAGCUCCUGUCCAAAGUGGAAGUGGAGACGCCGAAAGAUAACCAGCCCAGCUUUGACAAGAUGUACUGUGAGGUGGAGAUAGAAACACAUCAGGGGCAGAGUUACGGAGCCAGAUGUGAUACCUUUUAUGGCCACUGGAGGAAGCCGCUGAGUCAGGAGGACCUGGUGGAGAAGUUCAGUGUGAACGCUUCUUCAGUGUUGUGCUCAGAGGGAGUGGAGGGCGUGAUCGAUGUGAUCGGAAACAUCGAGAGAGUGAGAGAGUGCUCAGUUUUGGGGUCGUAUCUGAGAAUGACGAGUAGUCAACACCAGCAGAUGUACAGCACAAGGCGUUUGUGAUUAUUCAGUAUGAAGCUGGUGUAGAUAAAACUCACACUCAUCACUUACCAGCCUAAACAUCAUAUAAACUUCCUGCGUCAAACGUUACUUGAAUCAUUUAGGCCAGAAAUAAUAUUAAACCACAUCAUGAAAAAAAUGUGUAGCCUAUGUGUU
Messenger RNA from Plectropomus leopardus (leopard coralgrouper), 1662 nucleotides. RefSeq names its product aconitate decarboxylase 1 (gene acod1). Gene Ontology annotation, cellular component: mitochondrion. Gene Ontology annotation, biological process: defense response. The record is from RefSeq and is a predicted model, not a curated record. Gene Ontology annotation, molecular function: aconitate decarboxylase activity. NCBI's taxonomy places the organism in Eukaryota, Metazoa, Chordata, Actinopteri, Perciformes, Serranidae.